GGCCUCUCCCUUUCUGGGAUUUCACGGCUGUUGAGGUUGUCAAGCUUGGAACAAUCAAGGUUCAUAAGGCCCUGAUGUUGCCCAGAAAAGCUGACUGGAGAGCCUGGAUGGUAGGAGGCUCUGGUUGGCACAGUCCUGUGCUCCUCAAUUCUCAACAGCCUCGAGGAAUCCAGAAUAUCCCCUCAGAGCCCCCUCUCUGCACCUUCCGGGAAAAUCCUUGGCUUCUGCACGUCAGGACUAAGACAUGUGUAGUGGUGGCACACGAGGGAGGCAGAGGCAGGUGGAUCUCUGAGUUGAAGACCAGCCUGGUCUACAGAGCAAGUUCCAGGACAGCCAGGGCUACACAGAGAAACCCUGUCUUUAAAAAAAAAAAAAAAGAAAACAAAAAGAAAAGAAAAGCAGCAACAAAACCAAGACAGUUGUCACACUUUAGCUAGGACCAUAUCCAUUCUCCUUCUUUGAGACAGGGUCUCCCAGCCUUGACCUCCCUAUAGAGCCAUGGAUGACCUUACCUACAGUCCUGAUCCUCCCUCUUCCUCCUCCUCUUCUUCCCGAGUGCUCGAAUUACAGUGUUCCCACCAUGCCCCGUUUAUCUGUUGCUGGAGAUCAAACCCAAGGCCUCACGCAUGCUCCACACAGACUCCGCCAACUAAGCUACGUCUCCAGUCCGUCCAUCCCUGCUUACAGGAAGAAAGUGACCUGCUCGCAGUCUCACCUCGCAGUGGGCGAGCCACAGCUGGACAGAACGCAGCCUUCACAGCUCGCCUCCACUCACCCAUCUCCCGAUCAGGUAGCGGGAACAUGAAGAGAAAACCGGCUGCCCAGUUGGGUUGUUGCUACAAGACAAAGGCCCUGGGUGGUUCAGGAGGCUACUUGUCCCCCAGCCUGGACUUCCAGCUCUGUCAAGAUGACCAGGUCUUCUCAGCCAACACCUCUCAGUCACUUCCAGACACAAGGGAUGCUUGUGACUUGUCCCCGGCCGGCUGGAUGUGUCCCUUGCCAGUGGCACCAGCUAAGUCUUCCUUGCUGGGCUGCCCCCAUUGGCCGGACCUAUGCCUGUGUGCCUUGCAGAAGACACCCCUGGCCGGGGGCCCACAGGAUCUCAGAGAGGACGCCUCAGACAUGAGGCACCAGCCGCCGAGAGUGCACGAGGGCUCUGCUGACAGUGAGAAACUCACAGCCGAGCAUUCCCCGGAUAGAGACCAGAUGGGAAACCAGCCAGAAAGAGGCCCCUGCCCACCCCUCCCUCCUCAGACCGGUUUCUCCCCAGAUGCCAGGCCUCGUCCCUGGACCUCCUGGCCCUGGCUUUCUCCCAUUCUCCUCUCCAAGGAGCUCCCUGCCCACAUCUACCCCUUCUUUCCAGGCUACCCGCUUCUGCCUCCCCCUUAUCUAUUGACUUAUGGGCCCCUACCUUCUGCCCAAUGUCUGCACCUCCUCAUGCCACCCCCAGACACCGCGUACCCCACCGUGGCUGUGCCCAGCUUGCUCAUGACAGCUGUUGGGGCUGGGCCCCGGAUCCUCCAAGAGAAGACCCCGCUUCUCUACUCGCAGUGCCAGAGCACCAGCCACACCCUCUGCUCGCGGGUCAGGAGCCGGAGCGCUAAAGACGCCUUGACCCCGGGACAAGCUGGGGUGGCAGCUCCGGCGAAGCGGGCUCCGCCAGGCUCCCGGGCGGGUGCCGGCGCCCUGCCCUACCCUCUAAAGAGAGAGAAUGGAAAAAUCUUAUAUGAGUGCAACUUGUGUGGCAAGAGCUUCGGGCAGCUCUCCAACCUCAAGGUCCACCUGCGCGUGCACAGCGGGGAGCGCCCUUUCCGGUGUGCGCUGUGUCACAGGAGCUUCACGCAGCUGGCCCACCUGCAGAAGCACCGUUCCGUGCACACCAGCCAGCGGCCCCCCCAGUGCCGGAUAUGCCACAAGCGCUUCAGCAGCUCCAGCACCCUCAAGACCCACCUUCGCCAGCCCUCGAGUGCCUAGCGGUCCCAGCGCAGCGUCUCUGCAAGCCACCUCACCCCACAUGUCUACCUGAAGCUGCACCAGAGGCUGCAGGCGCCUCGGCCCCAUGGCCUGGCCACUCCCCUCUCUCACCUGUGCCCAGUGUCG
Messenger RNA from Meriones unguiculatus (Mongolian gerbil), 2100 nucleotides. RefSeq names its product zinc finger protein 683 (gene Znf683). NCBI's taxonomy places the organism in Eukaryota, Metazoa, Chordata, Mammalia, Rodentia, Muridae. The coding region runs from base 499 to 1974 and encodes 491 amino acids. Gene Ontology annotation, cellular component: nucleus; cytoplasm. Gene Ontology annotation, biological process: cell fate commitment; regulation of transcription by RNA polymerase II. Gene Ontology annotation, molecular function: RNA polymerase II cis-regulatory region sequence-specific DNA binding; histone deacetylase binding; DNA-binding transcription factor activity. The record is from RefSeq and is a predicted model, not a curated record. The transcript is spliced from 5 exons.